This is a messenger RNA of Rhizophagus irregularis DAOM 181602=DAOM 197198, 923 nucleotides long. RefSeq lists its product as uncharacterized. Gene Ontology annotation, molecular function: poly(A) binding. Gene Ontology annotation, cellular component: cytoplasm. The record is from RefSeq and is a predicted model, not a curated record. NCBI's taxonomy places the organism in Eukaryota, Fungi, Glomeromycota, Glomeromycetes, Glomerales, Glomeraceae.
GUUUUUUCUAUCUUUUCAUCUUGAAUUAUAUUAUCAACCAUGGCUGAUGAAAACCCAGCUGUUCAAAUUGAAGAAAAUCAAGAACAUCAUGAAGAAGGAGACGUUACUGAAGAUGCUGAAGCGCUCGAGGCAAUGAAACAACGGGUUAAGGAAAUGGAAGAAGAAGCGGCUAAACUCCGUGAAAUGCAAGCUCAAGUUGAAAAAGAAAUGAAUCUUACUUCAGAAGAAGAUAAGGAGGCAAUCGACGCACGAUCGAUUUAUGUUGGAAAUGUUGAUUACGCUGCUACCCCUGAAGAUUUACAGAAUCAUUUUCAGUCUUGUGGUACAAUAAACCGUGUUACUAUUCUUUGUGAUAAAUGGAGUGGGCAUCCUAAAGGAUAUGCUUAUGUGGAAUUCGCAGAUCCUUCUUUAGUGGCUAACGCGAUGUCGUUAGACAAUUCAGUACUGCGUGGACGAGCGAUCAAGGUUACAGCAAAGCGCACAAAUAUUCCAGGUUAUACUAGAGGUAGAGGUGGAAGAGGUGCCCGUGCUGCUUGGCGCGGUGGAUAUUAUGGACAUGGUAGUGCUUAUUAUAGUCCAACAUUCAGAGGUCGCGCAAGAGGACGACGUGCCACUUUCGCUCCUUACUAGAUUGAUUUUAAGUAAAUAAUUAGUUUUGAUUAGAAUAGUUUAAAAAUCGGUUGAUUGGAAAUUUUAUUUGGUUGUUAAAGCUUUUAUAAUCCUUUAUCAAAAAAAAAGCUUUCUAUCUUCAUUUUAAAAUCAAUACAUUAAUAGCUACAUAUGAAUCCUUAUGCCUAAUAUUACAAUUUUACUUCUUUUUCCUUUUCAUUUUUGAAUUUACUUUAUAAUAUCAUUUUAAAUGAGAAUUUUAAAUGUAAAAAGAAUUUAUUAAUAUAAAUACAAAUUAACCAUGUUAAUAAUGC